ACCUCAAUUCUAACAUGAUAAGGACUGCAUACCAAAAUAAUUUCAGGAAAGUAUAGCAGACUUAGUGGUCUGUAAGAUAUUUAUUUUUUGUUAUCUUAUCUUAUGAAAUUCAAUUAUUUUGCAUUUAGCAAGUGCAUGCCUAGUGGGGUUAACUGUGACUAUAAAUUUGGUGCAUUGUCCUUUCAUUUGAUCAACUCACUUAAACCUACUCCUUUACUCUCCCAUCCAAUUUCAUUCUACUUUCCCCAAAUCUCUUCUCUUUUUAUUCUCUUUCCAUGGAUCCUUACAAGUAUCGGCCUUCAAGUGCGUACAAUGCCCCAUAUUUAACCACAAAUAAUGGUACACCUGUUUGGAACGACACUUCAGCACUAACUGUUGGCCCCAGAGGUCCGAUUCUGUUGGAAGAUUAUCAUUUGAUAGAAAAAAUAGCAACAUGGACACAUGAGCGUAUACCUGAACGUGUGGUACAUGCUAGAGGUGCAAGUGCUAAAGGUUUCUUUGAAGUUACACAUGACGUUUCUCAUCUCACUUGCGCCGAUUUUCUUCGUGCACCCGGUGUUCAAACUCCUGUUAUUGUUCGAUUUUCAACUGUUAUUCAUGAACGUGGUAGUCCCGAAACUCUUAGAGACCCUCGUGGUUUUGCCGUUAAGUUCUAUACCAGAGAGGGAAAUUUUGACAUAGUAGGUAACAACUUCCCGGUGUUCUUCACGAGAGAUGCAAUGCAAUUUUUUGAUCUAAUCCGAGCAUUCAAGCCGAACCCAAAAUCCCACAUCCAAGAAAGUUGGAGGUUCAUGGAUUUCUGCUCCUACCUCCCAGAAAGUCUCAACACUUUCACUUUCUUCUUCGACGAUGUGGGCAUACCAAUUAACUACAGGCACAUGAAUGGAUCUGGAGUUCACACUUUUACACUUCUAAACAAAGCAGGAAAAGUCACCUAUGUUAAGUUCCAUUGGCGUCCCAAAUGCGGCGAGAAAAACCUUCUAGAAGAAGAAGCUAUCCGAAUUGGUGGCGAAAACCAUAGCCACGCAACACAGGAUCUGUACGAAUCGAUCGCAGCUGGGAACUUCCCAGAAUGGACCUUGUAUUUCCAAACAAUGGAUCCAGCAGAUGAGGAUAAGUUCGAUUUCGACCCGUUGGAUACUACCAAAACAUGGCCUGAAAACAUUUUCCCAUUACAGCCUGUUGGUAGACUUGUGUUGAACAGGAAUGUUGAUAACUUUUUUACAGAGAAUGAGCAGUUAGCUUUCGAUCCUGCACAUAUUGUUCCUGGGAUUUAUUUCUCAAAUGAUAAGAUGUUACAAGCUCGUACUUUUGCGUAUGCCGAUACACAUCGGUAUCGGUUGGGAAUUAAUUAUUUGCAGCUUCCUGUUAAUGCUCCCAAGUGUCCUCACACCAAUAAUCAUAGGGAUGGUGCUAUGACUAUGAUUCAUAGGGAUGAAGAGAUUGAUUACUUCCCAUCAAGAUUUGAUCCAGUUCGUGAGGCAGAGAAGUCUCCAAUUCCAACCGUCAUAGUUCAUGGAAGGCGUGAAAAGCAAAUUAUACCAAAGGAGAAUAACUUCAAGGAACCAGGGGAGAGAUACAGAUCAUGGGACCCAGCCAGGCAAGAAAGAUUCAUUGGAAGAUUUGUCAAAGCCUUAUCUGAUCCUCGCCUUACUUAUGAAAUCCGUAACAUUUGGGUUUCAUGGUUGUCCCAGGCUGACAAAUCUCUGGGUAUGAAAGUGGCAAGUAGACUUAACAUAAGACCAACCAUGUGAAGUGGAGUAUAUGAAAAUCUUAAGUUGGAUGAAGAGGAGGAUCAUGAAGAAUGAAUAUAAUAUUUAAAUAUAUAAAUAUAUAAUAUAUGGUUUUGCUUCUUUCAAUCACGUACCCUAACAUACCAUCUGCAUAGAGCAAAACUAAAAAAUCAAACUAAUAUAUAUUUCUUAUUUUACAAAAUUGCAAUCCACUUCUUUAUUUUAAUUUUAUUUUACUUUUGUGCUAUGCUUCACUUGUAAGACCUUUGUGUAAUGCUUGCGAAAAAUGCAAUUCUAAUAAAUAAUAUGUUUGUACUUUCUUUCUUUAAA
Molecule: messenger RNA, 2063 nt
Organism: Amaranthus tricolor (Joseph's coat)
Lineage: Eukaryota; Viridiplantae; Streptophyta; Magnoliopsida; Caryophyllales; Amaranthaceae
Product: catalase-like
Exons: 9
Coding region: 276-1754 (492 amino acids)
Biological process (GO): response to hydrogen peroxide; hydrogen peroxide catabolic process
Cellular component (GO): plasma membrane; cytoplasm; peroxisome
Molecular function (GO): heme binding; catalase activity
Source: RefSeq, a predicted model, not a curated record